GUAAGGUGGAUGUUAUGCAGCUGGUAGCUGGGGCGCCCUCGUAAUCAUAUUUCACAGGACAUUCGUGUUGUAUAAUAAGAGCAGAGGCAACAUUUGAAUCGCCACUUUAUAUAUCCAGUUGGCUUGCAAAAAUCAGUAAGGUUCUAUAUAUGGCAAACAUGAAGCACUUGGUUUACUAUACCACGCACAAUGUUCACGACCUGGCCUGCGAGGAGGCACGCGUGCAGCUCCCUUUUCUGCCACCUCCAUGGCGCCGGGAGCGCCAUGCUGUACCGCGUGCUGGACGCGGUGACGUCGGUGAAAUGCGAGACUCGGCGGGCUCGCAAGCAGAUCAAGGUGCUCGAGGCCCUUGACGUCGCCGGGACGCAGCUGUACCACUUCACCACCAUCGUCAUCGCCGGCAUGGGCUUCUUCACCGACGCCUACGACCUGUUCUCGGUCUCCCUCAUCGCCGACCUCCUGGGCCGCAUCUACUACCACUCGGCAGACGGCAAGCUUCCCGGCAACGUCGCUGGCGCCCUCAGUGGCGUGGCACUCUGUGGCACCGUCCUGGGGCAGCUCUUCUUCGGCUGGCUCGGCGACAGGAUGGGGCGGAAGCGGAUCUACGGCGUCACGCUCAAGCUCAUGGUGGUGUGCUCGCUCGCGUCCGGCCUCUCCUUCCACAACAAGCCCAAGUGCGUCGUGGCCAUGUUGUGCUUCUUCCGCUUCUGGCUCGGCUUCGGCAUCGGCGGCGACUACCCGCUCUCGGCGACCAUCAUGUCUGAGUAUGCCAACAAGAGGACUCGCGGAGCCUUCAUAGCAGCGGUCUUCGCUAUGCAGGGUCUUGGGAACCUGGCUGCUGGGGCUGUUGUUCUGGUGCUCUCUGCGAGCUUCAAGAACACGGCCGCGUACGAUACUGACCAGCUCGGGCAAGCAGACUACGUGUGGCGCAUAGUACUCAUGCUCGGCGCCGUUCCUGCCCUGCUCACCUACUACUGGCGCAUGAAGUACACCGCGCUCAUCGCCAAGAACCUCAAGCUAGCGGCGUCUGACAUGGCCGCGGUCCUCGACAUCGACUUCGUGUCGGACAUGGACGCGGAGGCCGUCGUUAAGCAGGACGAGUUUGGCCUCUUCUCCAUGGAGUUCCUUCACAAGCAUGGCCGCCAGCUCCUCGGAACCACCGUGUGCUGGUUCGUCCUCGACGUCGUCUUCUACUCCCUCAACCUCUUCAUGAAGGACAUCUUCAGCGGCAUCGGCUGGUUUGGAGACGCGGCCGAGAUGAGCCCUCUCGAGCAGACCUACAAGAUAGCCCGCACGCAGGCCAUCAUCGUGGUCGGCGGUUCCCUGCCAGGGUACUUCCUCACUGUCCUCUUCGUUGACCGCAUCGGCCGCAUCAAGAUCCAGCUCAUGGGGUUCACCAUGAUGACCAUCUUCAUGAUCGGGCUCGCCGCGCCCUACAAGUUCUGGUCCAAACCAAGCAUGCACGUAGGCUUCGCCAUCAUGUACGCAUUGAUCCUCUUCUUCGCAAACUUCGGCCCCAACUCCACCACCUUUAUCCUGCCCACGGAGAUAUUCCCGACGCGGCUGCGGUCGACGUGCAACGGCAUAUCGGCCGCCGGGGGUAAGUGUGGUGCCAUCAUCGGAGUUCUCUGGUUCCAGUAUUCUCACACGAGCAACCGGAGCUCUCUUCUUCUGCUGGCGGGGUGCAACCUAAUUGGAGUUAUGUUCACUCUUGCCUUGCCGGAGUCCAAAGGGAUGUCACUCGAGGAUAUCACCGGGGAAAUGGAGGAAGAAAGCGAACCACCUGAAAAAUCUGCAACAGUUGCUGAAGCUGAGUUCAUCCACAGCGUGGAAAUUCCGUAACCAGUAACGUCCAUCCUGGCCCAUUGCUGAUCUUGGUGUCUACUCAUCAAAAUUACUCAAACAUUGAGAACUUG
Molecule: messenger RNA, 1916 nt
Organism: Triticum urartu
Lineage: Eukaryota; Viridiplantae; Streptophyta; Magnoliopsida; Poales; Poaceae
Product: putative inorganic phosphate transporter 1-13
Biological process (GO): transmembrane transport
Cellular component (GO): membrane
Molecular function (GO): transmembrane transporter activity
Source: RefSeq, a predicted model, not a curated record